UCCCAAUCGUGUGAUUCAGGUGUUCCAAUCCCCUCCCAAUCGUGGGAUUCAGGUGUUCCAAUCCCCUCCCAAUCGUGUGAUUCAGGUGUUCAAUCCCCUCCAAAUCGUGUGAUUCAGGUGUUCCAAUCCCCUCCAAAUCGUGUGAUUCAGGUGUUCCAAUCCUCUCCAUAUCAUGUGAUUCAGGUGUUCCAAUCCCCUCCAAAUCAUGUGAUUCAGGUGUUCCAAUCCCCUCCAUAUCAUGUGAUUCAGGUGUUCCAAUCCCCUCCCAAUCAUGUGAUUCAGGUAUUCCAAUCCCCUCCAAAUCAUGUGAUUCAAGUGUUCCAAUCCCCUCCAAAUCAUGUGAUUCAGGGUGUUCCAAUCUCCUCCAUAUCAUGUGAUUCAGGUGUUCCAAUCCCCUCCCAAUCAUAGUCAAUAGCUAAAGACCUCCAAACUUGGUGUGGCCUUCAGAUGAGCCCAACAACAGUGCGUAGAGAGCUUCAUGGAAUGGGUUUCCAUGGC
Staurois parvus is the source of this 498-nucleotide messenger RNA. The record is from the annotation of a GenBank genome assembly. Lineage: Eukaryota; Metazoa; Chordata; Amphibia; Anura; Ranidae.